CCAGGACGGAAGUAAGGAAGGAAGAAUGGGCGGAAGAAGUCACGCUAACAUCGCGUCGCCGCUCCUGUGCGAGCUUUCACACUUUGGUUGGACGUGAAGAUGACUGACGACUGACUUACAACUUCGUGUCUUUUUUUUUUUUGGUUUUGUUUAUUUUACCGCCAAGAGUUGUUUAUCUCCACCGAGGAGCUCUGCGGUGACAAGCGGCUCUCAGCGGCUUCCUUACCCGGCGUCACAUAGGCGGAGCUCGGCUUUGAGAGUAAUUGUUCUCGCCUUUCUUCUUCUGGUGCUUGUUGUGACAAGUCGGGGCACCCACACACACACACACGCACACGCACACGCACACACGCGCACGCACACAAACACACGCGCACACGCACGCACGCGUUGGUGCUUCUUGGCGGAGGAACCUCUGGCGGGAUGUCAAGGAGCACAGAAGAGGUCCUCGUGUGAUCUCGACACGUUCAUGUAGACCACACACACACACACAGCAAAAACACACACAAUGGGUUUUGUGGACACGCGUGUCUCUUCGACGUGACACCGGACCCUUCAGGCCAGGACCGCAGUCCUGCUCGGUCCAAGCCCAGCUGGAAGCAUCGCCGAUGACAACAUGGAUGACUCGGGAAUAAUACGACGCCGGAGGCUGCAGAAGGAUUUGCCACUGCCCCGCAAAAGCAGCAGUUGUCGCACAAGCAACAGGAAAAGUCUGAUCCUGACCACCACCUCCCCCACUCUGCCUCGCCCACACUCCCCUCUGCCGCUCCCCGGACACCUUGGCAGCAGUCCAUUGGACAGCCCCAGGAACUUCUCCCCCAGCAACCCGGCUCACUUCUCCUUCGCCUCCUCCAGAAGAGCGGAUGGGCGGCGGUGGUCUUUAGCGUCGUUGCCCUCUUCAGGAUAUGGCACCAACACUCCCAGCUCAACAUCGUCCAGUUCCUCCCAGGAGCGUCUGCACCAGCUGCCCUUCCAGCCCACCAUGGACGAGCUCCACUUCCUGUCCAAGCACUUUGGCAGCACGGAGAGCAUCACCGACGAUGACGGCGGACGCUCCUCUCCGCACAUGCGCCCGCGCUCCCGCAGUCUCAGCCCUGGACGCUCCUCCUCGUGCUAUGAUAACGAGAUCGUCAUGAUGAACCACGUGUACAAGGAGCGCUUUCCAAAGGCCAGGGCACAGAUGGAGGGCAGGCUGGCCGACUUCAUCCAGGUGUACUCUCCUGAGAACGUUCUACCGCUGGCUGACGGAGUCCUCAGCUUCAUCCACCACCAGAUCGCCGAGCUCUCCCGAGACUGCUUGGCCAAGUCAUGCGAGGGACUCAUCACGUCCGUCUACUUUUUCGAGCUGCAGGAAAACCUGGAGAAGCUCCUUCAUGAUGCUUUUGAGCGCUCGGAAAACCCCGAGGUUGCUUUUGUCACGGAGUUGGUGAAGAAGCUUCUCAUCAUCAUCUCCCGACCUGCCAGGCUGCUGGAGUGCCUGGAGUUCAACCCCGAGGAGUUCUACCAUCUGUUGGAGGCAGCCGAGGAUGUUGCCAAAGAAGGUCACCUGAUGAAAACUGACAUCCCUCGGUACAUCGUCAGCCAGCUGGGACUCACCAGAGACCCCAUUGAAGAGCUAGUCAACCUGGAUAGUUACGACAGUGAAGGACCUCUCACACCUGAAACCGAUGACUCAACAGAGGGUAAGAUUAGAGCAAUGAAACCUCCUGGGGAAGAAGACUUUCAGACCAUCAAGCUUAUUAGCAAUGGAGCAUAUGGCGCUGUUUAUUUGGUCCGACACCUGGAGACACGGCAGCGUUUCGCCAUGAAGAAGAUUAACAAGCAAAACCUGAUCCUGAGGAACCAGAUCCAGCAGGCCUUUGUCGAGAGAGACAUCCUCACCUUUGCGGAGAACCCCUUUGUGGUUUCCAUGUUCUGCUCCUUUGAGACCCGCCGGCACCUGUGCAUGGUCAUGGAGUACGUGGAAGGAGGCGACUGUGCCACUUUGCUGAAGAACAUCGGAGCUCUGCCGGUGGAAAUGGCCCGCAUGUAUUUUGCAGAGACUGUCCUUGCACUGGAGUAUUUGCACAACUACGGCAUCGUGCACCGUGAUCUCAAACCUGACAACCUUCUGAUAACGUCCAUGGGCCACAUCAAGCUAACCGACUUCGGCCUGUCCAAAAUGGGUCUGAUGAGUCUGACCACCAACCUGUACGAAGGACACAUAGAGAAGGACACUCGUGAGUUCUUGGAUAAACAGGUGUGCGGAACGCCGGAAUACAUCGCUCCCGAAGUCAUCCUUCGCCAAGGUUACGGGAAGCCGGUGGACUGGUGGGCGAUGGGUAUCAUCCUGUACGAGUUCUUGGUGGGAUGUGUGCCGUUCUUCGGAGACACGCCGGAGGAGCUGUUCGGACAAGUCAUAACAGACGACAUCGUGUGGCCCCAAGGAGACGAGGCGCUCCCUCUGGACGCCCAGCAUCUCAUCUCCUGUCUUCUGCAGACCAAUCCACUUGUUCGACUGGGAACAGGCGGUGCUUUUGAGGUGAAGCAGCACUCCUUCUUCUCGGAGGUGGACUGGAACAGUUUGCUGAGACAAAAGGCCGAGUUCAUCCCUCACCUGGAGUCAGAGGAGGACACCAGUUAUUUUGACACCCGCUCCGAGCGCUACCAUCACGUGCACUCGUACGACGAGGACGACACCAAUGACGACGAGCCCGUGGAGCUCCAUCGCUUUUCCUCGUGCUCGCCACGCUUCAGCAAGGUGUACAGCAGCAUGGAGCAGCUGUCCCAGCCCCCGGGUGUCACCUUACGGGAGCACAAAGUCCCACGAGAGGAGAGGAUGGCCAAACGGGAAAGUCUGGGGAGUUUCACUCUCAGGGACAAGAGCUGGAGGACCGGCUCGCCGGAAAUGAAGCGUUUGUCCUGCUCUGAGACGUCCUUCACAGAGAGCGACUACAGUCCUCCCUCUGGAGCGCGAAGGCGCUUCUCCGCCCUCAUGGACACGCACCGCUUGGCCUCGCCCUUGGAGGUGGACCCAGAGCAGUCCACCUCCAAGGGCCAGCCCCAAGUCAAGGUGAGGGGCACAUCCUUGGAGGGAGCCAUGGUCUCUUCUCAAGGCGACCUGAGAACCUUCUUCAAAGACGGCAACGGCUUCACAGCAGGAGCCAGUGCUAUGGUUCUGGGGCUUCCAGAGCUCCAAGGGCCCCGGGGGGCCACCACAGACCUGGUGCUGAGGAGAGUACGCCACCAGCAACUCUCAGCAGAGGGGGAAAAACUGACCUCACGACCGGGAAACAAAGUCAUCAAGUCUGCCUCUGCGACCGCUUUAUCGGUCAUCAUCCCUGCAGUGGAGCAACACGGCGCCUCUCCUCUGGCGAGCCCCAUGUCUCCUCACUCCCUCUCGUCCAACCCUUCCUCGCGAGACUCCUCCCCCAGCCGAGACUACUGUCCCGUGGUCAACGUCCUGCACUCCCCCAUCACCAUCCAUCGCUCCGGAAAGAAGUACGGCUUCACCCUCCGGGCUAUCAGGGUCUACAUCGGAGACAGCGACGUCUACAGCGUCCAUCAUAUGGUCUGGCAUGUGGAGGACGGGGGCCCCGCCCAGGAGUCGGGACUUAGCGCAGGUGAUCUCAUCACCCAUGUAAAUGGAGAAUCGGUGCACGGUCUGGUCCAUACAGAAGUAGUGGAACUCAUCCUGAAGAGUGGAAACAAGGUGACCGUUACCACCACCCCCUUCGAGAACACCUCCAUAAGAGUCGGGCCUGCACGCAAGACCAGCUACAAAUGUAAAAUGGCUCGGCGCAGCAAGAGACCGGGAGCCAAAGAGGGUCCAGACAAGAAGCGCAGCUCCUUGUUCAGGAAGAUCACCAAGCAGUCUAACCUGCUGCACACCAGUCGCAGCCUGUCCUCCCUCAACCGCUCGCUGUCGUCCGGGGACAGUCUGCCAGGGUCCCCCACCCACGGCUUCUGUGCCCACUCGCCCACGCAGACUUACCGUUCCACGCUGGAGUCCCCGCACUUGGGCACUUCCUCCCAGAGCAGCUCGGCGGCAUCGAGCACGCCCAACUCCCCCGCCGCGUCCCACCACAUGAGGCCCAGCUCGCUGCACGGCCUAUCGCCGAAGCUCCACCGCCAGUACCGCUCGGCUCGCUGCAUAUCCACGGGCAACAUCCCCCUGUCGCCCCUGGCCCACACCCCCUCGCCCACCACCUCCUCGCCGCCGCCCCUGAGCGGCCACACGGUGGGCAGCUCCAACAACACGCAGACGUUCCCCGCCAAGCUGCACCCGUCGCCCCCCGUCGCCCGUCCCCGCCCCAAGAGCGCUGAGCCGCCAAGGUCGCCGCUGCUACAGCGGGUGCAGUCGGCGGAGAAGCUGGGCGCGCCCGCUGCGCCUCCCUCGUCCCCUCUGACGGGCGGGGUGUGCCUGCGCAAACACAGCCUGGAGGUGGCGCACGGCGACUACCGCAGGGAGUCCUUCCACCAAGAACACAGCCUGCAAAGUCUGCUGGAGAUGGAGGGCGAGAACGCACCUGCUCUUCCCUCCCCGUCGUCCUCCUCCUCGCCUUCUCCUCCUCUUGGAGGCCAGCCCAGCGCUCCCAAGCCAGUCCGAAGGCUCGGAAGGCAGGAGUCGCCCCUGAGCCGCGACAGGAUGGCCGAACCAGUGAAAGACACACAGACCCCAGCAUCGGAUCUUACUCCGGGUACGACGCCCCCUACCGUUUUCCCCGCCUCCGCCACGGAGAGCAAACAUGGCGAGGAAAUGUCAAACGGCACUCCACCAUCUGAGGCUACCAAGGGUAAGGUCUCUACUUCUAUAGCAUGCAGGAAGCUUGCUCAGACGGAAGGCGUCCCUUCGGACAAAUUCAAACAGGUGGCAGCCGCAGAGCCGCCCAAACCUCGCAGAGGCGCGGAGACGCUGGAUAAGAAAGUCAAAGGUCCCGCCCCGCCGAUCCCGACCCAAGUCCAGAGCGCGACCAAAGCAGAGCGAGUGCCAAAGAGCUACCGCGGCGUGAAGGAGGACCGGGCGCACCUGGAGGUCCUGGAGGAGAACCCCGCGUCGCCGUCCUCCAACGCGUCCUCGCCAUGUUCCGGCAAGCCCCGCGCCAUGUCGCCCGGGGAGCGCGGUGGCUUUGUCACCCAGCUCACCAGCGUGGCCAAAACGGUGCUGGCGCCCAUAAAAGGCGGGUCGCAGGAAGCUCCUCCAAGAGGCAAAGACAGGCCGCCGGCCGAGGAGAAGCGGGGGAGCUCGGGCGGGGCCGGACGCCGGGGGGCUCAGGCGGCGUCUGGCGGCGGCGCUCUCCAGGCGGAGAAAGGAAACAACCGGAGCUCAAAGCAUCACUCAUGAUAAAGGAGCGCUCUGCUGUCGCAACAUAUCAUGACUCAACAAACGUGCAGGAGAAAAAUAUCUACAAAAAAAGAGAAUAAUAAUAAGAUGCUUCAACUGCUGUGUGCACACUGGAGGUUCUGUUUUGGUCAAAUAUUUCAACACUACAGAAACAUGUCGUACAACACGGGUCUCAAACACACUUGGUGGCUCUCCACUUAACUUCAUAGUUUAAUUGUGGCCAUACAAUAUAUAUAUAUAUAUAUAUAUACACACACACACAUA
Molecule: messenger RNA, 5584 nt
Organism: Nerophis lumbriciformis (worm pipefish)
Lineage: Eukaryota; Metazoa; Chordata; Actinopteri; Syngnathiformes; Syngnathidae
Product: microtubule-associated serine/threonine-protein kinase 1-like
Biological process (GO): peptidyl-serine phosphorylation; cytoskeleton organization; intracellular signal transduction
Molecular function (GO): protein serine/threonine kinase activity; ATP binding; protein binding
Source: RefSeq, a predicted model, not a curated record